AUGUAUCUUUCACAACUCAAGCUCGUCAUCACUUCCACAAUAGCCUUCGGUAUAUCCUAUACAAGAGCCCAUAGUCAUGCUCUAGAGCCCACCGACAAGCUGGCAGGCACAUUUUGGAAGGCAGCGCCAUCUCUUCCACCACCGUCGGCCGAAGAAGCUCCAACUGGGCAAUCCAGUCCACCACCAGGCGCGAUCAUGUCGCGAACGCCCGAUGCUCCUAGAUUGACACCACAGUUCUGCUUCAACCAGACCGCCCUCCGAGCUCCAAGCUCACGCUCAUACCAAAGCCCACCAGACUUCCUCCGGGUAUCGAGAGGUGCAGUGGACGACACCAUCUCACAAAACCUGAAUGCUUUGGUGACGCCAGGCGCACAACCCUUCGAUCCCUCGAUCACUAUCACACGCCAGCCGCGGCCCAUUGGGCGAAGAGCUAUAGAUCCAGCAGCAUGUGAUCAGUUCAAAGAGAAGGUGUUGUACCCGAACUGGCAGAUGAGAUCAGAUGUCCUGAACUACUGCGCCGGAGUAGCGACCUCACCAGAUUCGGAUGACCCGCAGCAUGUGUUGCGAGACACAGAAGACGCAAGGGCAAGGGAGCGCAUAGUGGAUGAGAGGCUCGAUCCGUAUUCGGGGAGGUACUUCCCAAGAGACCUGCGGACAGAGGCACUCGCUAGGCUCGUACGGAACGAGCGGAUGGUGGAGAAUAUUAUACGUUCGAGGACAUGGGGAUUAGUGGGCGAGCGGUGUGAUAAUGAAGGUGUGGACGCCGACCAGGCGCUGAAUGACUGGCGGAAGAGGCAGAGCAAUGAUGAAGCGCGAUGA
This is a messenger RNA of Saxophila tyrrhenica, 819 nucleotides long. RefSeq lists its product as uncharacterized. Gene Ontology annotation, cellular component: mitochondrion; mitochondrial intermembrane space. Bases 1 to 819 code for a protein of 272 amino acids. The transcript is spliced from 2 exons. The record is from RefSeq and is a predicted model, not a curated record. Lineage: Eukaryota; Fungi; Ascomycota; Dothideomycetes; Mycosphaerellales; Extremaceae.